Messenger RNA from Aspergillus oryzae RIB40, 1791 nucleotides. Its product is annotated as HET domain-containing protein. Bases 1 to 1791 code for a protein of 596 amino acids. NCBI's taxonomy places the organism in Eukaryota, Fungi, Ascomycota, Eurotiomycetes, Eurotiales, Aspergillaceae. The record is from RefSeq and is a predicted model, not a curated record. The transcript is spliced from 2 exons.
AUGUCGGGCCAUCUAGACGACUAUCCUCUCGAUACAGCUAGGAGGGAGAUCCGGCUUUUAACGAUUGUACCCGCUCUAUCCUCCAAAGCUCGUAUUAAAUGUUCCCUGCAAGUUGCAUCAUUGGACGCUUUCCCUCGAUAUGAAGCGAUCUCGUAUGUAUGGGGUGACAUCCAAGAGAAGCAGGAUAUUCUACUCGACGGGCGUACAGUCCAGGUCCCAACGAAUGUCCGUCGAAUUUUGCAAAGACUCCGCCACCGCAUGCAGCGUCGUGUUAUAUGGAUAGACUACGUCUGCAUUGAUCAAGAGAAUGUGGCAGAGAAGAACACCCAGGUUCCUCUGAUGAGUGCAAUAUAUGCCAAUGCAACAUCUGUCCUCGCAAUCAUUAGCUUGGAUAACCUCAGUGACAAUGCGACAGACGCCAUUGACUGGAUGAAGACAGCUGACAUGGAGAAAGGGAAAUGGAAAGAAGCAUGCCGGCGGGUAAACUGCAUUCUAAGCCAAAUAUCAAUGAGGUAUGAAAGGCGCCUUGCAGUCUCACUGAGGAACGUCGUCAGUUUCUAUGUCAAUUUUCUCUUCGCGGAGUACUGGACGCGUAUGUGGACAUUUCAAGAAUAUCAAUCGUCUCAAGGGAAACCACCAAUCUGUAUAUGUGGCGAUGUGGAAUUUCCAGCCCCCGAUGAAUCAGCCUUUGGAUCCGUAUUUGUCUCGGUAUUUCGACGUUUCCGCAAGAUGUCUUCCAAGGCUGAAGAAAGAGGGAGACGGCCGCAAUUACGAAACCACUACAAAGAGAUUGAAAGACUUACUAUAAAGUUCCAUAAUACACUUAGUAAGGUCAACUAUAUGUGGGUUUCAGAUAGGCAAGAAUUCUUUGUGCAAGACCUGCUGCGCCAAACGAGCGGCCGCAAGUGUCAAAACCCAAAGGACAAGAUAUAUGCCUUAUAUGGUCUUCUCCCAUCGUUGCGGGAGGCAUAUCCACCGGACUAUAAUAAGUCUCUGUCCCAAGUCAUCUUCGAAACAGCAAAAUACAUUCUGAACAAGGAACACGGUGGCUUAUCUAUGCUAGAUAUUUUCUGCCUGCGUGAGGAUCGCCUGGAGAACAUUUCUAUUCCUUCUUGGGUGCCGGAUCUCACAGCGACAUCUCUAGUGUCCACAGGCACUCUUGGGCGUCACUCUUCGAGGUUUGGCAUCGCCUACAAAAUUCGGGAGACCGUACCUGGGCGCUAUCUUGAGAUCACGGAAGAUCAUUCAGUCCUAUGCCUUUCAGGGCGUCCGAUUGGAAAAUGCAGGCCAGUAUUUCAGUUUGCAUCCGACGUGAAGAGCGUUCUAGCUCAGAUAAUGGGCGUGAUUCAGAUGCAUGGUUAUGGGUGCCAUGUGUGGAAUAAUGUCUGGGAGCCCGAGAACAUCCCACUCAGAUUUGUUCAAGGAUGCUGUGUUUUCUCCAAUCAUGACGAUGCCGAGUUUGAUCGGUCUACCUUGGGUUCGCUCCGCACUAUAUUUGAGACACUAGACAUGACCCACCAAGAUGCUGACACAGUACUGGAGACGUUCGCUGAAGCGGGGUUUGAAUUCCUCAGGGACCUGGUGCCGAGACUUUACAACAUCGAGGUUUUUACUAUCCACCAUAUGUCCUCUGUCAGUUUUGGCUUCAGUGAACAAAGUGUGAAAAAAGACGACCAGGUGUUCGUUAACGUUAGUCAGUUUAAUAUGCCCUUUGUCCUGCGACAUGGUUGUGGCACAGACUAUAACAGAGGCCAAGUAUACCAUAAGUUGAUUAUUUUGAGGGUACUCUAG